This is a messenger RNA of Nymphalis io (European peacock), 6270 nucleotides long. It is a transcript of the gene ci, whose product is annotated as transcriptional activator cubitus interruptus. Gene Ontology annotation, biological process: regulation of transcription by RNA polymerase II. The coding region runs from base 546 to 5345 and encodes 1599 amino acids. The transcript is spliced from 21 exons. NCBI's taxonomy places the organism in Eukaryota, Metazoa, Arthropoda, Insecta, Lepidoptera, Nymphalidae. The record is from RefSeq and is a predicted model, not a curated record. Gene Ontology annotation, molecular function: RNA polymerase II cis-regulatory region sequence-specific DNA binding; DNA-binding transcription factor activity, RNA polymerase II-specific. Gene Ontology annotation, cellular component: nucleus.
GCGACGGACGUCGUCACUGCCCUUUUUUUCUUUUCGAUAUAUUUUAAUAAACAAACGCUUGUAUUUUUAUUUAUCAAUAAAAAGUGACUUUUGGGGAUUCGAGUGACAGUGGAUAAUUGGAUGUUCGAUAAGAAAUUUUAGUGUUAUUAAGUUUCUUUAAUUAAUUUGACAAGUGCGCAUGUGAAUUGUGUUGUAUUUAUUAUUAUGCGAAUGGAUUGCUGCCGCCACAAUACAGUUUGACACGAGGUGACCUGACAUUUACUUAUCAGUCAAAUGCAGCUGUGAACGGUGAAUAUGGUAAAAACAGAAGAAUGAGAAGCCAACAAGAAAUUUGUAUAAUCAAUAAUGUACAAAGAACUUCAUUGUAACAAUAUAAUGACUAUGAAAAAGAAAAUGGAGUUACUAAGAUUCGAGUUAACCUGACGAAAGAUUUAAUUGGUGCUUUAUAAUUUGUGAUUGAACUAAUUCGUGAUGCUUAUAAUAAAACUGUAAAAGUGAUUAGUUUAGUGGGACUAGGUGAUGACAUAUUUCUAGGACUUUAAAUAAUGCCUGAUCGGGAGUCGGUAGGAGGUCCUGGGACUGCAGGCAGCGGUGGUUUCCUACCACUACAGUUUCCCUCGGCUUUUGCGGCUUUCCACGCUUCAACGCCUCCUGGUGCUCCGGCAACAGCCAUGCAUCAUGCAACGCAUUAUCAUCACCACGCACAAUUAGCAGCAGCAGCGGCGGCGGCAGCUGGUGCUACAGGUGAAUUGAGCUACCUCGCCGCCCUCCACCCAGCUUACCGCCCCGUGCCUUAUGACCAUCCACUAUAUGGUGCUAAUACUUUAAGAGGCUUAGAAUAUUUAAGCGCAGCCCGCAGUUUACAUCCAGAACUGCAUGCGGGAAGCACGCUAGCGAGUCAAGAUUUUCAGCUUAGCUUAGAAGGAUCAAGAAUAGCUUCUCCAAAUCGUCUUAGGUUAUCAGGAGGGGCUAUAGGCGCUUCUGCUAACAGAAAAAGAGCUGUAUCCUGGAGUCCAUAUUCAGCUGAAUCUUUGGACCUAGCAGCUGUGAUCAGAGCAUCGCCAGCAAGCUUAGCGGUCAGAGCUCCAUCUGCAGCGUCCACUGGCAGCUAUGGACAUCUCAGUGCUGGUGCAAUAUCUCCCGCGCUCUCCCUUUCACACGCAUCACUUGCCCAACAACUCUUGGCUCGUGGUGGUGUUGUUGGUGGGAGUGGGGUGUUACCUGGGGGCGUCUUGCUCGAUCCUGCUCACCAACAAGCGGCGGCGGCUGCUGCACAUCAUGCUGCCCACGCGCAUCUUGUUGCUGGAAUUCAUAGAUCUCACAUAUCCUCGCCGACGCAGCUGUUAAUAGGUGGCCCAGUAGACGUAAGGCCUGGAUUGGGAACACCACCACAGCACAUGCAACAACCACAACAGCAACCUGAGAUCACCAGCGUGAUGGAAGCUGAUAGUUAUUACUUUUUACACAGUGCAUCAACAGCUAUGACCCAACGCAAGUCACCACCAGGCCUAUCAGCACAUAGGGAGAACAUGCACAGCAAUAAACCCUUAUCAGCAGCAGCAGAGAGUACUGUCCACGACGGCUUAGAUUCAAAAGACGAACCUGGGGACUUCAUUGAAACCAAUUGUCAUUGGGUCGAUUGUAAAUUAGAAUUUCCAACCCAAGAUGAUCUGGUCAAGCACAUAAAUACGGACCACAUUCAUGCCAGUAAAAAGGCGUUCGUGUGCCGUUGGGUCGGAUGUUCCAGAGACGAAAAACCAUUCAAGGCUCAAUAUAUGUUGGUUGUGCACAUGCGGAGACAUACUGGCGAAAAACCGCAUAAAUGUACAUUCGAGGGUUGCUGUAAAGCAUACUCUCGGUUGGAAAAUCUGAAGACCCAUUUACGAAGCCAUACCGGGGAGAAACCGUACACUUGCGAAUAUCCUGGUUGCGCGAAAGCAUUUUCCAAUGCCAGUGACCGGGCUAAGCACCAGAAUAGAACACAUAGCAAUGAGAAACCAUACGUUUGCAAAGCACCUGGAUGUACCAAAAGAUAUACUGACCCAUCAUCUCUUCGAAAGCAUGUCAAGACGGUACAUGGUGCAGAAUUCUACGCCAGUAAGAAGCAUAAAGGUUGUAGUCGAGGUGAUGACUCAGCCGAGUCAGGGGGCGGCGGCGCCGGCUCGUCCCCGCGCUCGGAGGAGGGCGGCGUGCCCGUCGGGGUCCGCGGACACGCGUCCUCUGCCUCCGUCAAGAGCGAGAGCCCCGCGUCUCCCUUACCUCAUGGUCUUCAUACACCGGCACAUCAGUUAUCGGCACAAUGCGGAGGAGAUCUCGACUUCGGCGGAUCAGGUCUUGGUGGUUUUAGUGAUGAGAACGGCGCUCCUUACUUCAGACUUGACGGCGAGGUCGAGCAGGAAGUGGUCGGCGAAGUUGGUCAGUUGCCACUGAUGUUGCGCGCGAUGGUCGCUAUCGGCGAGCCGCGCGCGCACCACCACGCGCCGCGCUUUGGGAACAAGAUGGGCGUCGGGAGAUUGAUGCCGCCCAUUCAUGGCGCUGAUAUUGGUGGAGGUAUAAUGCCAGGUAGAACAGAGAUCGGAGGAACAAAUGUGACGGUCGAACUUAAAACUGGCCAUCCGAACACGAGGCGAGAUUCUGGUAUUUCUUCGGGUAGCAGCUUAUACAGUGCUAGAUCCUCAGACAUUUCACGCAAAAGUAGCCAAGCCUCCGUCGUGUCAGGUGCGGUCGCAACCACGACAGGCAUCGCCGGCCCACAGCGAUUAUUAUCACACCACUCAACUGUGUAUGACCAGCUUUCUCCAGAUAGCAGUCGAAGGUCUAGUCAAGUAUCAUGCGUGGGUUACGCGCCACCACCUUCAUCAGCGCUGGCAGCUGUUCAAGCUGUGAGAACAUCGCAAGGAAAUCAAGCCGUCUUACUACGAGGUGUUACAUGUUCAGAAGUCAGAGCAGAAGAAUUAGCAUUGGAACUAGAUCCCAACGUGCAAGUAAAGGAGGAGGCCAGGAGGCUCUCAGAACAAUCUAACCUUAGUGACCAAGCCCAGGGCUACCAACCAUACCCGUGUAAUAAUGAUGAUGUGGGUGAUGCACCAUUUCCUUUUAAAACGGAGGAUGACCAUGAAGUGAACUAUAAAGAGUCUCGUUCGAACUCUACCACUACUGUGGUCAUCACUACAGCCCAAGUUCAUCACCCAAAUCAAGAAGUUAACCUUGAACAGGUGGCUGAAGGAGAAAUGGUGGAGAACAAGCUGGUGAUACCAGACGAAAUGAUGCAAUAUCUUAACCAAUCAAUAUUGGGAACCGAGUCGGGAGCACCAGCGAAAACGGACUCCACCAACCCAGAACCUGCAGUAACAAGCGAAGAAAAAGACACUACUACCAAAGACACUAUAAAUAGUGAAAUUCAAAACACGAACAAUUCCAGUGACAAAAUCAGUGAUGUUGCAACAAGUGACGAUUCUCUUCUUAAAAAUCUAGGUGCCAUAGGAAGUGAUCUCAAUAUAAGUGAUAUCCAAGUCGAUUUAAGGUCGUUAGAUGUUAGUAUGUCUGGCAACAGUGGCUCUCUUUUAGUUGCUAAAUCUCCAGAUGACAAAAAUCCCCCUCUCCAAGAACAAGUUAUCCCCGAAGUGGUGACAGAAAAGUGUGAACAAGAUUUUUCAAAACCUCCCAAAUCAAAUGCUUCAGCAAAUAAUCCUUUACAGUCCCUCCAAACUAUGACCGCAAACCAAACUGAGCAAUCGAAUAGAAUGAGAAUGAACAAUUCACUAACUCAAAAACCCGCUAUGAGUCCUAAGACUAUUGUUAUGAGUCCACAAACAGUCAUGAGUCCUAAUUUAGCCCAUAGCAUGCUUAGUCCUCAGAGUCUUCCACAUAGCUCAAUGAGCCCUCAAAGUGUUAGAAGUCCGCAGCACAUGCCUCAUGGAGUCAUGAGUCCCCCAAGUAUAUAUAACGUUAUGAGUCCCCAAAGUGUUAUGAGUGUGAUGUCUCCACAACACAACGCUAUGAGUCCGCAAAGUAUGCAAAGUCUUUUGAGUCCACAAAUGCCUAACCAAAUGAUGAUGAGUCCUAGACAUAACAAUAUUGGGAGUCCUAAUUCCCAAAAUAUUGCUAGUCCCAUGAUGAACAUGGCGAGUCCAAUGGCUCAAAAUAUUGCUAGUCCAAUGAGCCACGGCAUGCAGAGUCCUAUGCAUCCAGGGUUGCAAAGUCCGAUUACAAGUCCAAUGGUACAAAAUAUUUCUAACAUGACAAUGAAUGUUCAACCCGUUCAAAACCAAAACCAAAAUAUGAUGAUGAAUAUAAAUUCGUCUCAGCUGAUGACAGCACCGCCAUAUAAUAAUCGUCAGAAUUGUAAUAAUAAAGUCCCUAAUAAAAACUAUAAUAAUGUUCCUAAUCAAUACCAAAACCAAAAUUACAAUCAAGCACCGCCAUAUCCUGUACAAAACCAGGUGAACCUUAAUAUGAGGAAUCAAAAUAUGCAGCAAUACCAAAUAAUGCAGCAUUACAAUCAAAAUCAAACACAAAUGCCUGUUAUGGCAAACCAGAACUUAUUAUAUAAUAACCAGAUGAUAAAUUAUACGCAGCCGAUGAACUAUUCAAACCAAAGUAAUCAAAUGCACCCAAUGCAAAUAUCUAGAUCAUCCAUGAUGAGUGUUGACAACAGUGGCAACAUGAGUCGGGGCGCUUUAAACAGUUAUUGUGAACAACAACCCCAAUGUCAACCAGUACAAAAUGCCCAAUGCAAUCAAAAUAUACAAUACCAUCAACCACCUCCAUACAAUUCCGUGACCAACGCUGCUAAUGUAAUGGGUCCACCGCCUCCAAAGAACAACCACCAAUAUAACCAGGCUAUGAUGAACAAUAACCAAUAUUAUAGCCAUCAAAGAUCCUAUAACCAAUGGGAUUAUCCUGGUAAUCAGUUCAAUAAACACAACAUGCAAAAGUCUAUGCAAAACUCUGUUAAUAUGUCGACUGGGAGUCAGAAACCAGGUAACGGUACAAGAAUACCGAUGAACUGUAAUCAAAUCGUUAAAAAUGGGGAACAGCAAACCGAUUGCAGUAUGAACAGUUUGAGGAGUCAAAACAAUCAAGCCGAUGUCCAGGUGUGGGACAUAUCGCAAUCACAAAUAGAGGCUACAAAUGGAAGGAAGAAGAACCAGAAUACCAUGCGUCAAGAAACUUAUCAGAGGACGUUGGAAUACGUGGAGAAUUGUGAAAACUGGAAGAGUUCGGAAAUGGUUUCAAGUAGUACACACCCCUUACAAGGCGGCGACAAUAUGGUUGUGAAUGAUCUGCAAACUUCGCUAUCUUCGUUUUAUGAAGAAAAUCAAUAUUUACAAAUGAUACAAUAGUUUUUAAUGUAACAGUCUAGAACGUAAACGGGUUUUGAAUUUUAUGUUAAUAAAUUUUUUGAAUUUGCUCGAGACUGAUUAAUUUUAAAUUCUAAAUUUAUAAUCUCUUUUAUGUACGCUAGAUAAGCGUCAUUAAUUUUAAUUCAACCAUUUCGAAAUAACUUAGACUAUAGAUCUUGAAUUUUUGGUCAUCAUCAUCAACAGCCAAUCAUUGUCCACUGCUGAACAUAGGCCUCUCCCAAGGUGCGCCAAAGCUCCCUGUUUCCGCCUUCCGCAUCCAGUUUUUGGUAUCACUUUCUAAUUCAUUUUUUAAAACUCAGUUAUCUUAGAUAUAAGAAACGCCGUGCUAGCUUUAAAAAGACACGCACAACUGUUAGAUAUUCUUGUAAAUAAUGUAAAAUUUUUGCUUAAUAAUUGUCUUCCAACUGUUUUAAUUACAAUAGCAACUUACUUAAAUUGAGUAAGUAAUUUAAAAAAAAAAGUGCCUAAAUAAUUGUACAUUUAACGAUGAAUUUUCAAAGUGCCUCUAUAUUUUAAAAUAAGAUUUAUGUACUCUUGGUGCAUUUUCAGGAUUAAUAUUAAAAUUAUAUAAGCAUUAAGUUAGAACUUCGGUUAAUAUAAGUUCCCACUGAGAUUAUUAAAUAAACUUAAGUGUACAAAGUAGAUUUGUUUUUUUUAGAAUUUUUACAAAUGUUAAAACUUACGUAAGUGUCUUAUUAAGGAUUACAUUGUAGAUCUAUUUUAAUCUAUAUUAUUGCAAUAUAUGAAGCAGUGUUUCGAAGACAACGAAUCUCCUAGAUUAAUGAUUUAUAUGAGAUUACUAGAGUAAGGUAUUGUUAUUAAUAUUUAAAAUAAAUAAUGAACAACGCACAAAUAAGGAAAAUACUGUAUUUUGUAAUAAAUUAUUGUUUGUAAAAAAAUCUCU